AUGCAAGUGUUGAAAGGUGGUGCGAUAUUGUUCAUAACUCUAAGCUUCUUCUUAAUAACGUCAUCAAUGGCUGUUAUUCGUGAUCCUAUACAUCGUCGACAUUUGGUUGGAGUCGAGAGAAAUGAUCAAUUUUCGAUUGGAGUCAAGAGAAAGAUCCCAACAGGUCCCAAUCCUCUACAUAAUGCGCGUGCUCCUCGGCCCUCACCAGCUCCUCAGCCCUCAUCACCUCCUCAGCCCUCACCACCGUUACUACUGAAACAUAGUCAUUUGAUUGGAGUCGAGAGAAAAGUCUCGAAUGGUUUUGGUCUCAAACAUAAAACUUCAUGUGUUGUUUGA
Microthlaspi erraticum is the source of this 336-nucleotide messenger RNA. The record is from the annotation of a GenBank genome assembly. NCBI's taxonomy places the organism in Eukaryota, Viridiplantae, Streptophyta, Magnoliopsida, Brassicales, Brassicaceae.